AUGUCCACCCAAUCCCAACCCCCUAAAAGCACAACCUACACCCAACCCCAAAACCCCAUCUCGCAGACCCCCCUGGAACAACACAAACAACGCGCCCGCCACCACGGCGAUAAUGUACCAACCAUAACCCGUGGUCCGCAAUCCAGGCCCUCAAAUAGUGAUGCCCUCUCCGCGCUCAACCAAACCCGCAAACAGCAACAGCGCGACCUCCACUUUGCGGCCGACGUGGACAGGCAAUACGGCGCAGAGCAGCAGCCUAAUGAGGGGAGUAUCGCGGCAAACGUUGAGGGGAAGAAUGCCCGUGCUCGUGGACAGGCGGGGGCCCAUGCUGGGCCUGUGGGGAGUGCGUUGGGGCCGGGGUAUCCUGCUUCUGCUUCUGCUGCUGCUGCUGCUGCUGCUGGGGAUGGUGGGGAGGUGAGGGAGUUGGGGAGGAAGGAGGAGCAUAAGUGGAUGCUUGGGGAGAGGGUUGGGCGGUCGCCUACGGAGCCGGAUGGGGAUUUUGAUGGUGGUUCUGAGAGGGAGGAGGAAGUUGAUGCUGGGAGGGCUGUUAGGGAGGGGACGGGGAGUGCGGUUGUUAGGUGA
Messenger RNA from Aspergillus pseudonomiae, 582 nucleotides. RefSeq lists its product as uncharacterized. The transcript has a single exon. NCBI's taxonomy places the organism in Eukaryota, Fungi, Ascomycota, Eurotiomycetes, Eurotiales, Aspergillaceae. Bases 1 to 582 code for a protein of 193 amino acids. The record is from RefSeq and is a predicted model, not a curated record.